This is a messenger RNA of Zophobas morio, 1167 nucleotides long. RefSeq lists its product as uncharacterized. The coding region runs from base 1 to 1167 and encodes 388 amino acids. The transcript has 4 exons. The record is from RefSeq and is a predicted model, not a curated record. Lineage: Eukaryota; Metazoa; Arthropoda; Insecta; Coleoptera; Tenebrionidae.
AUGUUUCCCCACCUCGUAAGGGAUAUCUUGAGGAAUUUGGCGACAAAGAACACAAAGUUCGGGAGAAAGGCCAAUUUACAUGAAUUGUACGCUGAUCUGGAGUCAGUAGACUGGUCGGUCUUGAAUGAUACCCAUGAUGUUGAUCUCGCUGUUGACGCGUUUUAUAAAACACUCUAUAAAACAAUAGACAAACAUGUGCCAAAGAAACGAUCCCCUCUUGGCUCUUACCCUCCUUGGUUUAAUAAAAAUAUUAUUCUUCUUAUAAAAUAUAAAUACAAGUUGUGGAAACACUACAAAAAAUGUGCCAACGCAGCGAUAUAUGAUAAGUUCAGAUCUGUAAGAGCCAAAAUAAAAACCGAGACGCACAAGGUACACACUGAAUAUGUGAACAAGUUGAAUGCUGAAAUUAAAUCGAAUCCCAAAUGUUUCUGGUCUUACUUAAAUUCUUUGCGGAACACAACUUCCAUUCCUCCUUUGAUGAAGUUAGACGAUUGGGAAAGUGAGGACCCACAGGCAAUUGUCAAUAAGUUUGCUACAUAUUUUUCUACUGCUUUUUCUUUGCCCUCAAAUAAUAGCGGUAUUAAUACAUAUAGAUCUCAAAAUAACAGCGGUAUUAAUGCGAAUGCUUUGUAUAUUACUAAUAAUGUAACCGAAAAUGAGGUUCUAAAAGCUAUGCUUAAGUUGAAGGCGAGCAUGACAGCUGGUCCUGAUCUUUUCCCCUCGUUUCUUAUUCGUGAUUGUAGAUUCAUUUUUGCAGGCCCAUUGAAAGUGAUUUUCAAUAACAUUAUAAAAUCUUGUAUGUUUCCGGAGCAGUGGAAAAUCUCUAGAGUUUGCCCAAUUUUUAAACAAGGUGACAAAUCUGUAAUUAGCAAAUAUAGACCAGUAGCCAUAAUUAAUAACUUUGCUAAGGUUUUUGAGAUUAUUUUAUUUGAUAGAGUGUAUUCUCAUGUCUCAAACAGAAUUUCAAUCCAUCAACAUGGUUUCAUGGCGGAUCAGCAUAAGCAGGUUGACGUGGCCUACCUAGAUUUUUCAAAGGCUUUUGAUAGAGUUGAUCAUAAACUAUUGAUAAUGAAGCUAGAGUACUUUGAUGUCAGUUUGUGCAAUACCGAGGAUUUCGUUCUGAUACCUUCGUUCAGCGUUCGGGAGUGCCUCAAGGGUCAGUCUUAG